Cricetulus griseus (Chinese hamster) is the source of this 2631-nucleotide messenger RNA. Lineage: Eukaryota; Metazoa; Chordata; Mammalia; Rodentia; Cricetidae. The record is from RefSeq and is a predicted model, not a curated record.
AUGUUCAUUUUGACAUUCUUCUUGCUGCUGCUGAACCUUCCCAGUCUCAUGGCCAGUUUCAUUCAUCCCAGGUAUUUUUGGAAAAUGAAGCAGAGUGAAGGCAAAGAUGGAGACUUGAAGAAAGGUUGUAUCUUCUUCCCCACCAUAUUGGAGUGGCCAGUGGAUAAAGAGUAUUUCAAAAAAAUUUUGAAUAUACAAACACCAACUGAGAACUACAAGUUUGCACUGUCCUUGGCUUUUACCAUGGAUGAGGUCAACAGGAACCCUGAUCUGUUACCAAAUAAAUCCUUAGUAUUUGAAUGGAAUGAAGACAAUUGUAAGAGUGUGUAUGAAUGGUACAGUGCCAUUCAACUUUGGCGAUAUUACCCUAAUUUUGUCCCUAAUUAUAUCUGUGAGGAAGAUACCAUGUGUAUUCUGGUACUUACAGGACCAAACUGGGAAACGUCUGUGACAAUUGGGUCAUACCUGGAACUCUGGAAAUUCCAACAGGUCAUACAGCUUACCUAUGGACACUUCCAUCCAAUCCUAAGUGAUCAUGAAAAAUUUCCCUAUCUGUAUCAAAUGGCCCCCAAGCACACCUCUCUAUCCUUGGCCAUGGCCUCUGUCAUAGUUCACUUCAGCUGGAACUGGGUAGGGCUGGUCAUCUCAGAUGAUGAUCAGGGUACCCAAUUUCUCUCAUAUUUGAGAAGAGAGUUGGAAAAGAAUACAGUCUGCUUUGCCUUUGUAAAUAUGAUCCCAAUUAACAUGCAGUUAUACAUAUCAAAAGCUGAAUUGUAUUAUAACCAAAUCAAGGAAUCAUCCACAAAUGUUGUUAUCAUUUAUGGAGACUCAUACAGUACUCUUGCUGUGAGCUUUCAAUUUUUGGCAUCCCGAGGUUUACAGAGAAUAUGGGUCAUCACCUCACAGUGGGAUACGACUACAAGUAAAAGAGACUUCAUGCUUGACUCAUCACAUUUGACUCUAGCUUUUGCACACCAUCAUGGUGAGAUUUCUGGGUUUAAAAAUUUUGUCCAGACAAUGAAUCCUAUCAAAUACACAGAAGAAUACCUUGCAAGGCUAGAGUGGAUGAACUUUAACUGUGACGCUUCCAUAUCUAACUGUAAAACACUGAUGAAUGACUCAUUGAAUAACUCCAUGGAACGGCUAGUGGUACGGACUUUUGACAUGUCCUUUAGUGAUGGCAUUUAUGACAUCUAUAAUGCUGUGUAUGCUCUGGCCCAUACAAUACAUGCAAUGUUUCUUCAGCAAGUAGAAAAUCCGACCAUGGUCAAUGGGAAAGGACAUGAUUCUUGGUGUUUGAAGGUGAAUGCAUUUCUGAAGAAGACGCAAUUCACAAAUCCUGUUGGGGACAGAGUGAAUUUAAACCCAAAAGAAGAACUUCAGGAAGAGUAUGACAUUUUUCAGAUUUGGAAUUUCCCACAUGGUCUUAGAUUUAAGGUUAAGAUAGGACAAUAUAGCCCUUAUUUUACACAUGGUCAACAGCUCCAUGUAUAUGAAGAUAUGAUAGAAUUGUCCACAGGAAAUAGACAGAUGCCACCACCCUCUGUGUGCAGUGCUGAUUGUGGUCCUGGCUUUAGAAAAUUCUGGCAGGAGGGAAUGGCAGUCUGCUGUUUUAAAUGCAGUCCCUGCCCCGAAAAUGAAAUCUCUAAUGAAACAAAUAUGGAUCAGUGUGUGAAGUGCCCAGAUGACCAGUACGCCAAUAUAGAGCAGAACCAAUGUAUGCAAAAGGCAGUGAUAUUUCUGUCCUAUGAAGACACUUUGGGGAUCACUCUUGCCUUAGUUGCCUUGUGCUUCUCUGCAUUCACAGCUCUGGUUCUUGGAGUCUUUGUCAAGUACCAUGACACUCCAAUUAUGAAGGCCAACAAUCGGAAGCUCAGUUACAUCUUGCUUAUCUCACUCUUCUUUUGUUUCCUCUGCUCCUUCCUCUUCAUUGGCCAACCCAACUCAGCCACAUGCAUGUUGCAGCAAAUCACAUUUGGAGUUGUAUUCACUGUGGCUGUUUCCACUGUGCUGGCCAAAACAGUUACUGUGCUUCUGGCUUUCAAAAUCACAGCUCCUGGAACAAGAAUGAGAAAUUUCCUGGUUUCAGGGGCACCUAACUACAUCAUUGCCAUCUCUACUCUCAUCCAAGUUACUAUCUGUUCAGUCUGGUUGGUAACUUCUCCUCCCUCUGUUAAUAUUGAUGUACACUCUGAGCAUGGCCAUAUCAUCAUUGUGUGCAUCAAGGGAUCAGUCACUGCCUUCUACUGUGUCCUGGGAUACCUGGCCUGCCUGGCUCAGAUGAGCUUCACUGUGGCUUUUUUGUCCAGGAAUCUGCCUAACACAUUCAAUGAAGCCAAGUUCUUGACAUUCAGCAUGCUGUUGUUUUGCUCUGUCUGGAUCACUUUCCUCCCUGUGUACCAUAGUUCCAAGGGUAAGGUCAUGGUAGCUGUGGAAAUAUUCUCCAUCUUGGCUUCUAGUGCUGGGAUACUGGGAUGCAUCUUUGUUCCCAAGUGCUUCAUAAUUUUGUUUAGACCACAAGAAAAAUCUCUUCAAAAUAUCAAGGAAAAUUUACCUUCCAGAACUGAUAUUUCAUUAAUUGUAACUCACAAUUAUAUAUUUACCUCCUAUAAACCAAAUACUCAAUUAUAA